AUGGCCACCAAUGACAUUCAAGCGUACCUUUUCCCCACGCCCAACGCCAAGAAAGUUACAAUAGCCCUCGAGGAACUUAACAUUCCCUACGACGGUCACUUUGUUAACCUUAGAAAAAAAGAACAAUUCGCUCCCGAGUUCUUAAAGAUCUCACCAAACAACAAAAUUCCUGCGGUGUUAGAUUUACAUCCGCCAAAGGAGAUCGGAGAAGGGAGUUUGAGCGUUUUUGAAAGCGCCGCCAUCCUCCAAUACUUGGCGGAACACAGAGCGGGACCCGGAGCACCAGAGUUAUACCCCAAGGAUCCUAGAAAGAGGGUCAAGGUUAACGAGUGGUUGGCAUGGCAAAUUUCCGGCCUCGCUCCUACGAUGGGUCAAGCGUACAAAUUUAAAGAUAUCGGAGGAGAACCAUAUACUAAGUAUGCAGAAGAAACCAAGCGUCUGUUUCAGGUGUUAGAUAAACGCCUUGGCGAGUAUCCUUACAUCGCCGGCGAGAAGUAUUCAAUUGCCGACAUCGCAUCCUACCCAUGGGCUGUGUUAUAUCCUGAAGCCACAAAGGACGACACGCCUUACCCGAACGUUAAAGCUUGGUUAGAACGUGUGGGAUCCCGGCCGGCGGUAAAGCGUGGCAUUGAACGCUUGGAUGCACUCCAGACCAUGGCGGCGGAUCACAUCGUCAAAGUCCUCCGGCACCUUUUUUGCGCUCGCAAUCAUACAGAUGAUAUGUCUGAUCCUGUUACAGGCGAAAAUCACCGGUAG
Molecule: messenger RNA, 756 nt
Organism: Acaulospora colombiana
Lineage: Eukaryota; Fungi; Glomeromycota; Glomeromycetes; Diversisporales; Acaulosporaceae
Source: the annotation of a GenBank genome assembly